AUGGCUCCCGAAAAACGAAACAAGUUCCUCGACGCAGACGAGAGCGACGACGACCUCGACCAGGGGUACGACUCCGAGGCCGAGGAGCUGCGCAAGGGAGGCCGCAGCGCCAAGAGGCGCAAAGUCGAUAGCGAAGACGAGGACGACUUCAGCGGCGAAGAACAGAAUGUCACAAAGGGCGCAGAAGACGCAGCGAGCGACGAUGAAGGCGUCGACGAAGAAGAAGAAGAUGCGGGAGCCUCAACCUCAACCAAGAAAAAGUCGACAAAGUUAGACCUCCCAGACGUCUCCAAGCCCCUCACGAAAAAGAACCUUGUCGCGACGGAAGAGGCCAUCAAGAAAUCCGGCGUCGUCUACAUCUCCCGCAUUCCGCCCUUCAUGAAGCCCCAGAAGCUGCGCUCCCUCCUCGAGCCCUACGGCAAGAUCAACCGCAUCUUCCUCGCGCCUGAGGACCCGACCGCGCACGCCCGCCGCGUCAAAGCCGGCGGCAACAAGAAGAAAUCGUACACGGAGGGCUGGGUCGAAUUCAUGCGCAAAAAGGACGCCAAGGCCGUCUGCGAGCUGUUGAACGCGCGGACCAUUGGCGGCAAGAAAGGGUCGUAUUACCACGACGACAUCUGGACGCUAAAGUACCUCAAGGGGUUCAAAUGGCGCCACCUGACGGAGCAGAUCACGGCCGAGAACGCGGAGCGGACGAGCAGGAUGCGGGCCGAGAUUAGCAAGGCGAGCAAGGAGAACAAGGAGUUCGUGCGUAAUGUGGAGAGGGCCAGGGUGUUGGAUGGUAUUGCUGCGACGAGGGAGAAGCGCGGCAAGGCGGCUGCGUCGACGACGGAAGGGGGGGCCUCUGUCGAUGGUGGUGCGACGGCGGCACCGGCGGCGGAGGCGGAGAAGCUGGACAAGAGGCGGACGGUGUUUAAGCAGAUACCCCUGGCGGAUAGGAAAAGCGAGCCUGGCUCGGCUGCGAAGCCGGCAGGUGAUGUUGCGAGGGUGCUGGGGAAGAUCUUCUGA
This is a messenger RNA of Colletotrichum acutatum, 1008 nucleotides long. RefSeq names its product RNA recognition domain-containing protein. Lineage: Eukaryota; Fungi; Ascomycota; Sordariomycetes; Glomerellales; Glomerellaceae. Gene Ontology annotation, biological process: small-subunit processome assembly; endonucleolytic cleavage in 5'-ETS of tricistronic rRNA transcript (SSU-rRNA, 5.8S rRNA, LSU-rRNA); endonucleolytic cleavage in ITS1 to separate SSU-rRNA from 5.8S rRNA and LSU-rRNA from tricistronic rRNA transcript (SSU-rRNA, 5.8S rRNA, LSU-rRNA). Gene Ontology annotation, molecular function: RNA binding. The record is from RefSeq and is a predicted model, not a curated record. The transcript has a single exon. Gene Ontology annotation, cellular component: nucleolus. The coding region runs from base 1 to 1008 and encodes 335 amino acids.